Melanotaenia boesemani (Boeseman's rainbowfish) is the source of this 1297-nucleotide messenger RNA. Its product is annotated as potassium channel subfamily K member 15-like. The record is from RefSeq and is a predicted model, not a curated record. Bases 183 to 1277 code for a protein of 364 amino acids. Gene Ontology annotation, biological process: potassium ion transmembrane transport; stabilization of membrane potential. Gene Ontology annotation, cellular component: membrane. NCBI's taxonomy places the organism in Eukaryota, Metazoa, Chordata, Actinopteri, Atheriniformes, Melanotaeniidae. Gene Ontology annotation, molecular function: potassium ion leak channel activity. The transcript is spliced from 3 exons.
CGUGCACCUUCCUCAGACACGCUGAUCCAACCUGUAGCUCCAACAGGAACCGGUUCACACGUCCGCCGCAGUCCUGGCAGGUCAAAGGGCCCCUGACAUCACAUCUCCGCGGAUGAGCGCAGCGCGUGCAGCAGCCUCCCCCCUCCGUCUCCGCUCUGCGCGCGAGCACUCCGGAGUUGAGGAUGAAGACGCAGAACAUCAGGACCCUCACCCUCAUCCUCUCCAUCGUUUUCUACCUGCUCAUCGGAGCCGCCGUCUUCGACGCGCUGGAGUCCAGAAGUGAGAGCGCGAGAAAGAAGGAGCUGGAGGAGAAGCUGGCGGAGCUGAAGAAAAAGUACGACUUCAUGGAGGAUGACUACAGGGAGGUGGAGAGGGUGAUCCUCCAGUCGGAGCCGCACCGCGGCGGCAGGCAGUGGAAGUUCCCCGGAGCUUUUUAUUUUGCCAUCACUGUUAUCACCACGAUUGGUUACGGCCAUGCUGUCCCACGCACUGAUGCUGGCAAGGCCUUCUGUAUGUUUUACGCAGUCUUGGGCAUUCCUCUGACACUGGUUAUGUUCCAAAGCCUGGGCGAGAGGAUCAACACUUUUGUUCGGUACCUCCUGCAAAGAAGCAAGCAGUGCCUGGGUUUUAGAAGGACAGAGGUGUCUAUGGGAAACAUGGUUCUUGUGGGUUUGCUGUCCUGCAUGAGCACCCUAUGCAUUGGAGCUGCUGCCUUCUCCCAUUUUGAGAACUGGACUUUCUUUAAUGCGUAUUACUACUGCUUCAUCACCCUCACCACCAUCGGCUUUGGGGAUUUUGUCGCCCUGAAGGAGAGCGAUGCCCUGCAGAAGCAACGUCCCUAUGUGACCUUUUGCUUCAUGUACAUUUUGGUUGGCCUGACAGUUAUUGGAGCCUUUCUCAACCUGGUGGUGUUGAGAUUUCUCACUGUAAGCUCGGAUAAAUCUGAUAUGAGGACUGAAGCAGGGGGAGAGGAGCAGGGGUCACAUGGGGAGGCGUCAGACGCUGCUGGAGCAGAAACGUCUACGCUUCCUGAACCCAGCGGACUCGGGGCCUUGUUCUCCUGCAUGUGCUGUGGCCUGGAUGUUUACAGGAGCUCCUCUCAGUCUGUUUGUGACCAGACAGGUGGUCACAGCAACCCUGUCUUUUACAACUCCAUCUCCUACAGGGUGGACCAGGUCUCCUGCAGCUCCUGCACUGUUUCCUCACAGACCUCCCCCAGUGUUUUAAUGCUGCGUCAGAGCGGGAAGUAUCCUCACAUCAGGCGGAAGUCACUCUAACUGAGAUUUUCUGUUCGGUG